CGGAGGCUCAAGAAAUUACAGACACUUUCUAUGCGUCAUACGUCGGGGGCUGGGCUUGUGACGCGGUGGCAGCUGCUCUGGCCAAUCCCUGCGCUGCCUGACGUCACCGUGUUUAUUUUAACAGUCGGUGUUGCAACAGCGAGACAUUCCGUUCUACUACAACAAUAACGAUAACAUCGCGGUGAAACAUGGAGCAACUACACGAAAUUAUCUGACGAAGGAGAUCCAAAAAAUGGCACGGAAUUGCCGAAAAAUGAAGCGACAGCACAUCGACGCUUUUCUGUCACCGACAAAUACGCGAAAUCCGUUGGUUUUCGACGAGGAAUACCAGAAUACGUGAGAGUUUUUCUCAACGCAGACGCCGUAGUAAUCCGAGGAGGGGAAGACAGACGUAAAAAAUGGCCACGACUGUUGGUACCGUGAGAGGCUCCGAGCGGACGGCGAUGGAGAGGUUCGGCAGCGGAGGGAUGGCGCUUUUGCCUUGGACUAAACAGAUGCUGACUGUGUUGUGGGAACAGCUUCGGCUGCUGGUUCAAGUCAUUUACUACUCUUUCAUGUCAGUUUUCCAGAUGUUCAGGUUCGAAGUUCACGUUCGAAUCACAGACGAGACAGGUCAACACAUCCAGCACAUGACCACAGCAGCAAACCCAUCUGAAUCCUUCCUGUUCUCCUCGUUGUUUGACGGUGAUAACGGAGUCAUGGUUGGUGGUUCAAAUCCCCUCUCUAACUUCUGUGCCGACGUUGGCGACCCCUUCGCUGGGAAAUCCACUGCUGAGGCCUUGCUGUCCAGUCUGCGUGCUGACGAUCUGUGCUGCGGACUUGUGGACGACUUUGUGUCCAGAACAGCUGGUAAAGAAGAGGGCAUCUUUCUUGGACACCAAUCCAGCUGGAAAAUGGGCUUCAACGGCGACUGGAACAUCUUUGUAUCAAGCAGUGACAGUUCUGGUCCAAACAACACCAGCCAUAAGAAGAGUGAGAAGGUUUUCAACCAGGAUACAAGGAAGGAGAAAGUUUACAAACAGGACACUUCAGAGGAGGAGAGAAGCUCUCACUGGAGCAGCGAGGAAGACCAGAACGUAGCAGAAUUUGAGAGUGAGGAAAGUAGGGCGCUUUGGGAGUCUCUGUCAAAAUCUAGUGAUCCUUACAACCCCUUCUUUUUCUCAGCCUGCAUUUCAACUAGCCCAAACAUGGGGAAAAGUAAAAGUGAAACGCCAGACAGUAGUGAUUCUGACUUUAUGUCAGUGAGCAAGGCCAGCGAGGAGAUGUUGGGGUCUCAAGGCCUGAAUAUCUGGGUCAGCCGCUCUGAUAGUGAGAGCAGUUGGAGCAGUUGGGCCAGCUCAGAUGGUUCGACCCCUGACAUCGACAAGGAGGAAAGCGAGAGGCUCUGGGACUUCUUUAGCAGUCCUGAAGACCCUUACAAUCCCAUGUGCUUCACUGCGUGUACAGUCAGUAGUAACACUCCUCAAGUCACCACCACAGUCUCUAGACAACAGGCCUCACUUCCUGCACCUCCCUCCAAGUCUGAGACUGACACUGAGGAGAAGGAGAGCAGCUUUCCUCCUUCAUCUGAGGAUGAAGAAGAACAGCUGUGGAAGUGUCUCUCCCAAAAGGAUGACCCAUACCACCCUCUGAACUUCCAAGCCUGUUUCCAGAGCUCCUCAACACCAGCAACACUCCACCACCAAGACGAUUCAGAUUUCUUUGAUGUCCACUUUGAGAAAAAUUCACCUGCAAAGGGCAAGAAACGGGGAAAAGCUUCCAGAAAAUCUAGAGCUACCAAGCCCAUCCUGCCAGAGAGGCAGUUUCAGCAUCACUGCCAUUCAGACAAAACCAUGGUGCCAUGGAAAAGACCUGGACAAACACCCCCAGUGGAGAAGGACAACAAGACCAGCACCAUUCAGAAAAAGGUGCGUUUUUCUCCUCUUGUCCAUGUUCAUGUCAUGUGGACCUGGCCAUUUGCUCGGCAGGCAUCUCGUAAAGGACACUGGGAAGAAAUGGCACGAGACCGCGACCGCUUCCGGAGGCGCAUUAGGGAAACGGAGCAGGCCAUUGGCCACUGUUUCACCCAGUCACACCGGGAGAAGAUGCAGGCAUACCUGGACCGUGCCUUGGAAUGAAUUAAAGGUCCUGAACACUGAAUGUUUCAUUUCCUUUUUGGAUGACAACUUGUGAUUGGUUGCAAUGCAACAGUGAUUUUGAUGUAGGCCAAUUAGAUGUUUGAUGUUAGGCCAAUCUAAAUGUUUGGUGUCAAGUUGAACAACCUUGUACCUCAAAAGGAUUUCUACAUUGUGUACCUGUUGCACUGACUGACACUUUCCCAUAUUAACCUCAGCAUUACUGUGUGGAAUGUUGUUUUUGUAUGCCUUAUAUACUGACCUAGUAAUGUAACUUAUUUAUGCCCUAUGGAGCUUGUUUUUUAUUUUUUACUGUUGGUUUGUAUAUGUUUUUAUAUGUGUGAAGAAACCACAGUGGUGAGUGUAGAAGUUCAAAGUAGAAAAUGAUGAUAUCAUAAGAAAGCAGAGCUUUGCAGUACAAAGUGUUUUGAAAGGUUUUAUUUAAGCAUGCUGGAUACAAAUCAAGUUCUGGUGCAAUUUUUGACUUGCUGUUAAAAUGUUUUACACCUUGAUAUUUCUGUUUUUGUCUUGUAUUUUCCUAUUGCAUAUAAUCACAGCCUUUUAGUGCCGAGUGUAAAGAUGUGUGUUUUUAUGAUUAUAUGGCCCGAAACAUUCACAACACUUUGUCCUUUGUGACUCACUCAGCUUCUCAUGGUAACAUCAUGCACAUCAGAAAAUUGUCUGUAGCAAAUUGAUCUUUAGGUGCUUUGUUGAAUCAAUAAAAAUUUGGUACACUUUA
Molecule: messenger RNA, 2853 nt
Organism: Stegastes partitus (bicolor damselfish)
Lineage: Eukaryota; Metazoa; Chordata; Actinopteri; Pomacentridae
Product: protein phosphatase 1, regulatory subunit 15B-like
Exons: 3
Coding region: 399-2117 (572 amino acids)
Biological process (GO): response to endoplasmic reticulum stress
Cellular component (GO): protein phosphatase type 1 complex; endoplasmic reticulum
Molecular function (GO): protein phosphatase regulator activity
Source: RefSeq, a predicted model, not a curated record